Messenger RNA from Folsomia candida, 2333 nucleotides. RefSeq lists its product as uncharacterized. The transcript is spliced from 7 exons. The coding region runs from base 298 to 2118 and encodes 606 amino acids. Gene Ontology annotation, molecular function: protein binding. The record is from RefSeq and is a predicted model, not a curated record. Lineage: Eukaryota; Metazoa; Arthropoda; Collembola; Entomobryomorpha; Isotomidae.
CCAGAGGCAGUGUGAAUCAUCUGUUGAACAGUUGAGCUGUAUUUCUAUUUCACAAUUUAUUCGCAAAAUAAUGAGUAGCAAAUAACAGCUUAGUAAUAGUUUUUCGGUAGUUUGGACAAUGUUGAACGUAGAAUUCAAUUUUAGUAAAAGUAGUGUUGUCUAGCUAUCCACGACUCACGAGGUGCAGACUUUUGGAGUAUUUCGAUUCGAAAUUUCCGAAAGGUUCGGUUCAGAUUUUCUUGUAAAUGUUGGUCUAGUAAAAUUCUACACUUUCUUCAUCAGCCACCACGUUAUAAAAUGUUUUCUCGAUUUUCCACAAUGUUUCACAAUGUGCGAAUCCCUGGUGGAAGUGGGGGUGACCGAAGGGUAGGUGGAAAUGGAAAUAAUGGAGGAGGAGGUUCGCGACCUCCGACGCCGAGCUCAUCGACAUAUGGGUCAUACCCUAAGAAAAGCAGGUCGGAUAGGGGUGGUAAAACUGGUCCAGGUUUACAAGCUGUCGAGCUGGACAAUUCGGCUGCGGUCAUCUCCAAAAUUGCCCAUUUGUACGCUGAACGUUUAUUGAGUGAUAUAACUCUUGUGAUCAAUGGGGCAGAGUAUCCUGCCCAUCGACUGAUUCUUUGCGCGUCUAGCGAUGUGUUCCAGGUCAUGUUAAUGAACCCAAAUUGGAAUGAAGCUAAAGAGUCAAAAGUAGUUUUACAAGAAUCCGUCGAAUGUGCCCAAAUUUUUGAAAACUUUUUGAAAUAUUUAUACACUGGAGGAUUGAAACUCGAGCUGCAAAAUGUUCUUCAUGUCCUUAUUCUUGCCGACAAAUAUAAUGUUAAGGAUCUGAUAUCGUUGUGCUUAAGUUAUAUGGAAAUUCACAUCCCAGUUGCAGCUCAGCACAGCCAACUUAUACUUUGGUUACAGUACGCUUCAAAUUUUGGAGAACAUCAUGCCAAAAUUGCAGAAUGUUGUCGGAAUUACCUCAAGUGGAAUUUGGAAUCUGUGUCAAAAGCGGAAGAUUUCCCCCAUUUAGAGCCAGAUUUGUUUACCAGCAUCCUCAGGCAAGAUGAUGUCGUUGUUUUUGAUGAGUAUCGUCUCUACCAAAUUGUUGAGUAUUGGUUAAUGUGCCGAACAGAGAAGGGGUGCGAAUCAGAUUUAGACGCAGAAAUGGAAAAUGAAGUUUCAAAAAUGGUUUACCAAACUAUGCAACACAUACGCUUUCCCAUGAUGAAUCCACGACAGAUUGCAGAUCUCAUACAGAGUCCUUUGAUCAGAACUUGCGAACCAGUUAUCGAUUUGAUGGCGAUGGCGAUGAAUUUUCACAACGGAUGCAUUGAAAAUGAUGUAGACAUGGUGCCUUCUUCUUUAUCCUCUCUCUCAUCUCGACAUCGUCAAAGUCUUUCAUCUUCGCGAAAUCCCAACUACAAAUUCUUCACCCCUCGACUAUAUUGUACAGAUCAAUGGUCAGUUUGUAUGGUCACGCCCUUUGAUAAACUGCAACACUACCAAGCGCAAACGUUAGUUUUUGCAACGCCCUGUUCAUUUUCCGAACUUCUGAGCAAAUCUGACAAACAAAUUGAAUGGUGUUUGGACUUUUAUCCGAAGGCUGUCCAAUUCCAAAAGUUUUGUUUAAUCGGAUGGCAUGAAACGACAGAAAUGCCAGACCAUAUCUUGAAAACAGUUCGUCUCUCUGUCGUCUGCCGUUCUGAAGGGAACGAAGAUGUUCGCGUUCACAUUGGAAUUCUAAUAGCUGGUUCUCAAGAUGGAGUUGAACAUGUCCGUAAAGUAGUGAACAAGAACCAUAUUUUCUCUGAACGUGACCGAGUGCUCAAUAUUGACGAUUUGCUGCCAUACGGAGAUCUCAACCCGUGUGCACAAUGCGUUGCUAGAAACCGAGUUCAACAUCCAAGUGGUACUUCUUCUAGUCGGAUGGGCGUCGGCUUCCCCCCAGCGUCGCCAUCAUGUCCAACCGUCCAAAGUGAUAAUUAUAAUGGAGAACUUCAUCAGAACAAUAGUAAUAGUAACACAAACUCUUGUUGGAAUUGUCACGCCACGGAAUUGUCAGGAACCAAAAGUUGUUUCUUGAUCGGGGACUGUACGAUCAAAAUUCGAAUUGCAAUUACACCUUUGCCCUAAAAAUAUACUUGAUUCAAAGCUAUACUCAAAAGAAAUUACUUAAAUUAUAAUCAUCCCGUCCAUGAAGUUUUGCUUACAACUUGUCAAUUUCCAUUGAAUUUCUGUUUUUAUAAUUUGGUGCUCACUUAAUUAGUCAACAACUGAUUUUUAAUCGAAUAACAAUUAUGACAAUUCCGGUAAAUCGCGUCAUGCAAUAAAUUCAACAUUAUAUACGA